Messenger RNA from Porites evermanni, 879 nucleotides. NCBI's taxonomy places the organism in Eukaryota, Metazoa, Cnidaria, Anthozoa, Scleractinia, Poritidae. The record is from the annotation of a GenBank genome assembly.
AUGCGUCUUUUGCUUGAAAAGGGUGCUCAAGUGAAUGCAUGUAAUGAAGCACACUGCACUCCAUUGAUGAUUGCAAGCAGGAAAGGCCACGCGAAUGUAGUAAAAUUGCUCAUUGAACGCGAAGCCGACCUGGCUCUCAAGGACCGAGAUGGUCAAACAGCCAUUCACUAUGCUGCUCAGAAGUAUUAUAGGGACGGUAACUCAGUUGAAAUUUUGAGUUGUUUGAUUGAAAAUGGAGCAGAUGUCAAUGCACGAACAAACAACAACCGCACCCCUCUCAUGUUUGCCAGUAGUAUAAGUGAAGUUAAUUGCCCCAUUGACCUCCUUAAAUUCCUUGUUAAACAUGGAGCUGAAAUAGAUCUUCAGGAUGAUUAUGGUAACACAGCUCUUCAUUAUGCAAGUUAUCCUUAUCCUAAAUCUGGUACUGUUUUCUACGCACUGCGAGAUCUUGGAGCAACCUUUCUAGAGAAUAACUGCCGAUUAACACCUCUUCUUUUGGCAACUCAGAUAUCAGUUAACACUUUCUUUGUAAUGGAUUCAAUACGAACUCUGGAUCUCACAAAGAAUGAGCGCGUGGAUGCACUUGAGCUUUUAGGAGCAUCUCUUGCAACUAAACGUACUUUUCGGGGUUUUAUUGGAUAUGGAUACGAUGUUGCAGAAGGAUUUCAUUACCUGAAGCUUGGAAUGGAAGAAAGGUUUUCUGACCUUUCUUAUCCUUUGUUUAAACAACCAAUGGAACCUGUUGAAGCUUAUCAGAAAAGAAAAGAGAGUCAAACUCCUGAGGAACUUGCGCAGAUUGAAAACAACACUUGUAAUCAGAGAGAGAAUUCUUGGAAAGGACAACCCAAAACUGAGUGGCCGAAUUAUAAGUGUUGCUGA